This is a messenger RNA of Puccinia graminis f. sp. tritici CRL 75-36-700-3, 462 nucleotides long. RefSeq lists its product as uncharacterized. NCBI's taxonomy places the organism in Eukaryota, Fungi, Basidiomycota, Pucciniomycetes, Pucciniales, Pucciniaceae. The record is from RefSeq and is a predicted model, not a curated record. Bases 1 to 303 code for a protein of 100 amino acids. The transcript has a single exon.
AUGGCAGGAAUGAUUAGUGCUUUUGUUGAAUUACCAGGAGCUAGUAAUCAUGAGGACUUCAAAUUUCCCUGGAGCCUAGACGAGAUCAAUCACUUGGUAUCAGACCGGAAGGCCAAUCGGCAAAAGAAGACCACUAGCCACGACGUUCAGGACGAGUUUCCAGAGUCUGGUUUGCGUGAAGAAUUUGGAAAACAGGUCGCGCCUGGAGCACCAGAGGCUCAAUCGAAGUACUACCCGCAGGCUCCUCGACCAUCUACUACCAAACCCCAACCCUGGCGGCCCAACUCAAGAACCGAACAGUAGUUUGAAAAAUUCAUUUAAAUACGUCACGUGAUUGGUCAAGCAAAAGAUGUCUCGUUGGAAGAAAAAGCGCUUUAUUGAACUACGUUGAAAGCCCGAAUGCGAUCGGGUCAAUCCAAGACAUCACAGCUCGCUUCGAUCGCACACAAGGAAGAAACCCCC